AAGGAAGCCAACGUCACUUUCUGUCGGUCGAAGUCGAGUGAAGCAAUACUUGAGCGCACAUCCGCAUUCAGUCACAUCAUUAUUCGCCCACACACCACACUCUUUUAUUGACGCAUUGAUCAACAAGUCGCAAGCAUGUCGGAGCGACCCAGCUGGCGCAAGCGCGCCCUCUUGGCUGCGCUUCUACUGUCUGUCGCCGGCUUCACCGCAGCAGAGUCACACAAUGAUCCUGAAGCGCUUCAACGACGGAGGCACCGACACCAUGAAGCAAAGCAUCACAAGCACAGGGAAGGCAAGCGCCUGAGAGCGAAAGCGUUCAGGUCAGGCACGACACCACCCACCUCAUCGCCGGUCGCGAGUCUGCCGGCCGAGACUGCGCUCGCACUGGCCUCUCGCUUUGGCUCGAAAGCAGUCGUCUUGCAGGCCCUCAAGGCCGAUGUCGUCGUAACAUCGACCUCGCUUAUACCGACAUCGACGGAAGUUGUCGAGACUAGCACGUACACGACCGACUCGACUUUCACAGACUCGGACGGCACCGAAAAGACCACCUCUAUUGAGACAACGACAGAAGUCACGCGUACAGUAGACACUACUCUGACAUCGACCUUCGAGAGCACUUCAUACGCGCCUACUUCGACGGAGCAGGCCACCACGAGCUCAAAGACAAGCGACGCGUUUGUCAGUGACAGCACGAGCAAGACAUCAUCAAGCUCGAAUAGCGCCAGCCUGACAUCUUCGACUCGGUCAGACAGCAGCUCUUCCGAGCAGCCGAGCCCCACCAAGACUAGCAGCGAUCCCAUACGGCCACUGCCACGUCAAGCAAAGCUGCUCCGAGCUCCACAACAGAUCUCGCAACAUCAAGCAAGGCGAGUGCCGUCUCGAGCGACGAGAGUCCGUCCAUCGCCUCGACGAGUAACGCAGUCGCUCGCACGUCUGCAAAUAGCGCUAGCGACUCGACAUCGUCAUUGCCUGCGUCCGGCACUGAUCGCAGCUCAAGCGAUGCAACGGUCGCAUCUCGCACCGAUUCAAUAACGUCUACUGAUGCUGCACGGUCGUCUGCCAGCUCGAGUUCCUCAUCUUCAGCAACAAGCAGUUCAGCGCGCACGACUCAAGAUACCUCCAGUACCUUCGUACCCAGCUCGACGGCCAAUGCACCUUCGACAAGUACUUCUGCAGCAGAAAGUUCGAGCAGCGAUGCUCCGAACACUGUUACCAGUGUGAUUACCAGUACGCCAGCUCCUGCCAGCUCCUCUUCGGUACAGCAAUCGAGUGCAGACAACCCCUCUACUGCAGAUCUCCCAGAGAGUGCCAGCAGUGCCGCUACUAGCUCGAGCGUUCAGUCGUCAUCGACCCCCGACAGCGUCAGU
Messenger RNA from Mixia osmundae IAM 14324, 1367 nucleotides. RefSeq lists its product as uncharacterized. The record is from RefSeq and is a predicted model, not a curated record. NCBI's taxonomy places the organism in Eukaryota, Fungi, Basidiomycota, Mixiomycetes, Mixiales, Mixiaceae. Bases 136 to 1032 code for a protein of 298 amino acids. The transcript is spliced from 3 exons.